Molecule: messenger RNA, 834 nt
Organism: Erinaceus europaeus (western European hedgehog)
Lineage: Eukaryota; Metazoa; Chordata; Mammalia; Eulipotyphla; Erinaceidae
Gene: PRTN3
Product: proteinase 3
Exons: 5
Coding region: 16-774 (252 amino acids)
Biological process (GO): proteolysis
Molecular function (GO): serine-type endopeptidase activity
Source: RefSeq, a predicted model, not a curated record
GAGCCCCGCCUGAGCAUGACCCACCGCCAAGCACCCCCCAGCUUUGCCCUGGCGCCCCUGCUGCUGGCCGCACUGCUGGCCGGCGCCGUGCGGGCGGCCCGCAUUGUGGGGGGCCACGAGGCGCAGCCCCACUCGCGCCCCUACAUGGCCUCGCUGCAGGCGCGCCUGCGGCCGGGCAGCCACUUCUGCGGGGGCACCCUGGUCCACCCGCGGUUCGUGCUGACGGCCGCCCACUGCCUGCAGAACAUAAACCUCAACAUGGUGAGCGUGGUGCUGGGCGCGCACGACCUGCAGAGGGAGGAGCCGACCCAGCAGAAAUUCUCCAUCGCUCGACUGUUCGAGAAUGACUACGACCCGGAUCUCAAGCUCAACGACGUGCUCCUGGUGCAGCUGGACCGCCCCGCCAGCAUCAAUGCCCAGGUGGCAGUGGCCCCGCUGCCCCAGCAGGGGGAGGAGCUGCCCCACGGCACCGCCUGCCUGGCCAUGGGCUGGGGCCGCCUGGGCACCCGGGACCCGCUGCCCCACGUGCUGCAGGAGCUGAACGUCACCGUGGUCACCUUCCUGUGCCGUCCGCACAACGUGUGUACCUUCGUGCCUCGCCGCAGGGCAGGCAUCUGCUUCGGAGACUCCGGAGGCCCCCUGAUCUGUAAUGGGGUGCUGCAGGCAGUGGAUUCCUUCAUCAUCCGUGAGUGUGCCAACCACCAGUUCCCUGACUUCUACGCGAGGGUGGCCCUCUACGUGGACUGGAUCCGCGGGGUGCUGAACAGCAACUGAGCCGGGGUGGGACCGUGACACCAAUAAACACUGAGACCUCUUGGGCUCCUGUCUGUCAUU